Ectocarpus siliculosus is the source of this 1634-nucleotide messenger RNA. Lineage: Eukaryota; Phaeophyceae; Ectocarpales; Ectocarpaceae. The record is from the annotation of a GenBank genome assembly.
GACUGUUUUCUUAGUUCCGUAGAGAGGAGAUGGAUUUGUUGGGUCAUGCUAACAAACUUGGAACUCUGGGGCGUUUACUUUACCACUCGCAGCAGGUUCUACGAAACGCACAUCAAUGCACCGCACGAACCUAACGGGACUGUGUAGAAAAACUGUGUAGAAUUUAAUAAAUAAUCCAUACAAACUCAAGUGAAUUAACAAUUUCCGACUUUGGGCAGACGAUUAUAUGCAACGACGAAGCAAUGCAGUCCCCGCGCUUAAGCGCCUCUCUGGCCCCUCGUUCACCACCCUGCCCUCCACUACCAACGCACUUCUCGCCCCGCCCGCCACUGCCAGCCAUCCGCCUCGCGUAGACUUAUCAUAGUUUUACCGUCGAGGUUAUCGUUGGGUUACCGUUGAGGGUUACCGUUGAGGUAGCCUUGAGCACGAUGCACGGGUGGGGCGCCAUCUCCCACAACAAGUUCAAGCGCUUGCCGCCUUCCGCGCGCGCGCGCGCACAACUGCGCGUAAUUUUUCCUCCCUUCACUUUUUUUUUUUUUAUUUUCCUGCUCUCGUUUGAUGCAGGGCAUGAUAUGUAAGGAGUCGUCUUUCCAGCUCCUCAACUCGUGUGGGCUGUUGAGGGACCACUUCCCGUGCACGUCGUGCACAGAGAGCAACGGGUUUGAGCAGCCCUGCUACGUUGAGCUGGACGCUCCGGAGGACAACCUCCCGGGGCAGUGCCUCAUCUCGUCGAACCCACGGCAUUCGACAUGUUCGGCUUCCCACGAGGUCACGCGACGGCUAUGCCCUUGCACGGCUUCUGGUCGAUGAAAGGAGGGAGGGUGGUUCGUAAGUCACCCACGCGAGCAAAAAGAGGGACAGCAGUGAUUGUCCCCGUCCGUAUGCGCGGCGAGUUCAGGGCCUGUCUGUGGGUGGGCUGUUGGACACUGGGCGCAUUAUUUUGUAAUUUUGCAAAACGGAAGAAGGGGCUUCUUCUGCUUUUUGCUUCUCAGAGCGAUGUUUCGCCCAGAAAAUGUUGUUACCUACCUGUUUGUUGAGUUUUUGUUGUUGUAACACCGGUGCGGUGCGUGUUCGUUUGUUGCAGUGUAAGCAAGGGCGGAAAAGGGUUAAUCAGUUCGAUGAAGGCAGAGAUCGCUUCGAAGGAAGGCUAGAGAUUCGCAGCCAACAUCUAGAUCGUUGGUCCGCGUCCUCGUCGUUUCAUUUUUUAUUUUUCGCAAACAUGUUCACCUUCUGUGUCCGUAGAACAAUAGUGAGAGUCCGGGCUGGAAAUUGCCAAUGGAUUCAUCAUAUCGCUGUUUGUUUGUUUUUUGAACACGGACUCGGCGGCGUUCGUGCUAUCGGAACGAGAAGAGAGCGAAGCAGGCGUUCUUUUCUCGUUCUAUGGGCGUGACGUUCAACCUGUAGGACAUCCAAAUGCCUCGUCGGAUAAACUGCUCCAUGAUGGAGCAGAUGUCGGAGUAAUCGCUCUCUCUCUCUUUGUCGUCGCCGUAUGUACGAUGGAUCGGCCGCGCCUCUCUCGUAGACUUGUAUUAUUUUGUUUUCAGCAUAGAGACGACAGAGAGGAGAAGGUGGAGGCUUCCUUCAUUGUGCUGCUUGGGCCUCGUAUUUGCUCCUUCUCGGUCUGGUGGGGGCGU